AACCAGAAGAAGAACAGGUAACUUCCUGUAACUUAACGGAACUUUACGCCAACCUCCUACGGCAAACCUCCGCAGAAAGAUAAAGAGUCAGCAUGUCGUCGCUUCUUCGCCGCCUACCGACGCCCAGGUUGGUGUUGUCGUCACGGGGACGUUUGGCCGGUCGUUGCCGCUCCGACGACCGAGUUCCGCGGCAAGGCGGUCGAGUGUUGGCCGGCUUUGGUGGCGCGCAUUGCCGCUCCGAGCACACGGCAGCUGCAGGUGCUGUGGAGGUGGAGCUCAGGAAACUACGUGGGGAGGACGAUGGUAUCGUGGAAGUGCUCAUGUGUCGACACAAGGCCCGGAACGCUCUGGGCCACGUGUUUGUGUCCCAGAUGAGAGCGCUGAUGUCCACGCUGUACAAUGGUGACUCUGCCCCGCGUGUGGUCGUCUUCAGGAGUUUGGUCCCCGGUGUCUUCUGUGCAGGAGCUGACCUGAAAGAACGAGCGCUGAUGGACGACAGACAAUCUGAUUUGUUUGUUCACGGCCUGAGAGACCUCAUGUCUCACAUAGCCUCGCUGCCCAUGCCCACCAUAGCAGCCAUUGAUGGAGUGGCUCUGGGAGGAGGACUUGAGCUGGCCUUGGCCUGUGACCUUCGCACUGCUGCGUAUUCCGCACAGAUGGGCCUGAUUGAGACGACACGGGGGCUGCUCCCGGGGGCCGGAGGAAGCCAGCGACUGCCGCGCACCGUGGGCGUGACUCUGGCCAAAGAGCUGAUCUUCACAGGGAAGCGCCUGGGAGGGCAGGCGGCGCUGGCGAUGGGCCUGGUGAACCGAGCGGUGGACCAGAACGAGGCGGGAGACGCCGCUUACUCAGAGGCGCUCAGCCUGGCUCGGGAGAUCCUGCCUCAGGCUCCCAUCGCCGUGCGGAUGGCGAAGGAGGCGAUGAACAGGGGCACCGAGGUGGACAUCACCUCGGCCAUGGCGAUAGAAAGGAUGUGCUACGCUCAGGUCAUCCCGACACGGGACAGACGCGAGGGAAUGGCGGCAUUCAUCGAGAAGAGACCUCCGCGAUACAUUGGCGAAUAAUUUGGGGUGACAAACCACUUUAUUUUAAUGAAAUGGUACCUCGGUUUUCUUACACCGUCUCGAUGCAAUCUCACAUUUUCAUAAUGUCAUCGACUAUCACAUCUAUAAAUCUGUCACGCGUAUGAUUCCGCGGAAUUUAGUGUCCAAACAAAGAAUCGCGCUCAGUCGGUGUGCUUUUUUGUUUUUAAAUUGAGUGACUGCAAAAUAAGCCACUAUGGGGCCAAAGAAAGUUGUGAGUGCAAGCACUUAGAUUAAAAAAAGAGAGAAAACAUUUUUAUUUUUAAAUUGAGUAUGACAGCAAAAUAAGCCACUAGGGGCCAAAGAAAGUUGUGAGUGCAAGCACUUAGAUUAAAAAAAGAGAGAAAACAUUUUUAUUUUUAAAU
Nerophis lumbriciformis (worm pipefish) is the source of this 1447-nucleotide messenger RNA. It is a transcript of the gene echdc2, whose product is annotated as enoyl CoA hydratase domain containing 2. Gene Ontology annotation, molecular function: catalytic activity. NCBI's taxonomy places the organism in Eukaryota, Metazoa, Chordata, Actinopteri, Syngnathiformes, Syngnathidae. Gene Ontology annotation, biological process: fatty acid beta-oxidation. The record is from RefSeq and is a predicted model, not a curated record. Gene Ontology annotation, cellular component: mitochondrion.